AUGAUUCUCGCGCGGUGCGCGCGCCGCGUGCCCUACGGCGCGGCGGCCGUCGUGUCGACGUCCUGCGCGCUCGCCGACGAGGGCCCGACGUUCAGCGUCGAGAAGGUGGACCUCAAGCGCGUCACGCACCUGCAGACGCUGGGCUUCCGGAGCAAGGGCGGGUCCAACGCCAAGUCCUUCGGCUACGCCAAGUUCAUCUCCGACGACGACUGCGUGCUCGGCGACGUGUUGCUCAAGGCGCACGCCGGCCCGCGCGAGGUCACGGGCUACAUGCGCGCGGGCCCGCGGAGCGAGCUCCACUUCGACCCGAAGGAGACGCGCGCGGCGAUCGUCACCUGCGGCGGCCUCUGCCCGGGCCUCAACUCCAUCGUCAAGAACCUGGUGACGAUCCUCGAGGGCCACUACGGCAUCCAGAAGAUCUACGGGGUCUCCGGCGGCUACCGGGGCUUCACGUCCGUCGGCUGGGACGCGCCCGUCGAGCUGUCGAGCGACUACUGCGAGCGCAUCCACCACGACGGCGGCACGGUGCUCGGCACGUCGCGCGGCGGCUUCGACGCCGAGAAGAUCGUCGAGUGGCUCAAGGCCAAGCACGUGUCGCAGCUCUUCGUCGUCGGCGGCGACGGCACGCACCGCGGCGCGUACAAGCUCGCGGAGCUGUGCGUCGCCCGGGGCCUGAACGUGUCCGUCGCGGGCAUCCCGAAGACCAUCGACAACGACAUUGGCAUCAUCGACCGGAGCUUCGGCUUCAUGACCGCCGUCUCCGAGGCGACGCGCGCGAUCGCCGCCGCGCGGACGGAAGCGGAGUGCAACAUGCCGAACGGCAUCGGCGUCGUCAAGCUCAUGGGCCGGUCCGCGGGCUUCCUGGCCGCCUACGCGACGCUGGCGUCCCAGGACGUCGACUUGUGCCUCGUGCCGGAGGUGCCCAUCGUCAUGGAGGGCCCGCAGGGCGUGCUCCCGCACCUCGAGCGCGUCAUCGACCGCAAGGGCCACGCCGUCGUCGUCGUCGCGGAGGGCGCCGGCGAGGAGCUCCUCGGCGCGUCCGCCGAGGUCGACGCGGGCGGCAACAAGAAGCUGCCGGCCAUCGGCGAGUGGCUCGUGGCCGAGAUCAAGAAACACUUCAAGGCCUCGGGCAAGGAGGCGACGCUCAAGUACAUCGACCCGUCCUACAUGGUGCGCUCCGUCGCCGCGGACGCGGGCGACUCCUAUUUGUGCAUGCUCCUCGCCCACGCGGCGGCCCACGGCUCCAUGGCGGGCUACACGGGCUUCACGGUGGGCCUCGUGAACAACCGCACGGUCAUGAUCCCCAUCCCGGAGCUCGCGCGGACGUCGCCGCGGUCGAUGAACGCCACGGGCCGCACCUGGGAGCGCGUCCUGUCCAUCACGAGCCAGCCGGGCAUCGCGCUCGCGCGCAAGAAGACCAAGGCCGGGUCGCCGGUCGACGAGGCGCCCUGA
Molecule: messenger RNA, 1452 nt
Organism: Aureococcus anophagefferens
Lineage: Eukaryota; Pelagophyceae; Pelagomonadales; Pelagomonadaceae
Exons: 2
Coding region: 1-1452 (483 amino acids)
Biological process (GO): glycolytic process; fructose 6-phosphate metabolic process
Cellular component (GO): cytoplasm
Molecular function (GO): 6-phosphofructokinase activity; ATP binding
Source: RefSeq, a predicted model, not a curated record